This is a messenger RNA of Clarias gariepinus (North African catfish), 6959 nucleotides long. RefSeq names its product golgin A3 (gene golga3). The record is from RefSeq and is a predicted model, not a curated record. The transcript has 24 exons. Bases 140 to 4516 code for a protein of 1458 amino acids. NCBI's taxonomy places the organism in Eukaryota, Metazoa, Chordata, Actinopteri, Siluriformes, Clariidae.
CUGUGAUCUGUGCCGGAACACAAACAGCCACGUAGCUUGGAGCGGGGAGGAGAGCGUCGCUCUGUACGUGCAGUGAGACAGGGGAGACGCGCUCUCUGUUCAUGGAUGCCGGAGCAGAACCGUACACACUGCUACAGAGAUGGAGAACGGAAACACACUGACAGCGGAGACCACUGACACACACACCACCACCACCGCCGCCGACACACACACCACCGCUGACACGCACGCGGGCAGAGAUGGAGAGACAAGCGCGCUGAAGUUAGGACUAGAAGUGCAGACUGAGGAGAACAUCCCCAACGGUCACGUGGGAGUGGAGCCGCUGGAGAACGGCGAAGUUCAGGGAGAGACUGGAAGCGACAGCCCGCCGUCUGCCGCGUCACUUCCUGUCCUGCGGCCCGUGUCACUUCCUGGUGCAGGUGUGGCUUGUUUCCCUGACAGCGUAGAGAAGCCUGAGGGCUCGGCACUGCAGUCGCUCAGACUAAGUAUCCCAAUGCAGGAGACGGAACUGUCGAACGAGCCGUCUCUGGAGAUGGAGAACGAGGAGAAGAUCCGCCUGGAUGCUCGGCGUCGCCUGGAGGAGCAGCUGAAGCAGUACCGCGUUCAGAGACACCGGGAGAGGUCGCACCAUCGGUCAUCCCCUAAGUCCCGCCCCUGCAGCACCCUCGACCCGGAGCUCAUGCUGCACCCGGACAUCUUGCCCCGCGCCUCUGCUGUCGCCAUGACGACCGAGUACUCCUUCCUGCGCACCAGCGUUCCCCGCGGACCCAAACUGGGCAGCCUGGGCAUCCCGGCUCCCAAAGACAGGAAGUCCAAAUCCUCGCGAUCCGGCAAGAUCCACUCGCUCGCCGACUACAAGACCCCAGAUACACCUGGCGAGAAGUCCUCGUCGUCCUCCGUCUCUGUCUCCACUGUUUCUGAGAUGAACUCGAGCUCCGUCUCCACGCUGUCCGAGAUCAGCACCAGCUCCGUCUCCACGCUGUCCGAGAUUAGCGCCCCCGGCUCCGAAAACGGAGGGAACGUCGCGGACGGCGGAGCGACAGAGCUCACGUUAGCGGCCAGCAGGGCGGCGGAACAGGAAGUGGUUGUGGUGCAGUAUCCCUCGCUGAGGGAGGUGCUGCAACAGGCCAAUGAGGAGCUGGAGCUGGAGAAGGAAGCCGGGGCCAACGAGGAUCUGGAGAGUGAGGGCGGGGCCGAGUCACGCAGCCGCAGGGACAGCUUCUCCAGCACUGUAUCGUACGGGAGCUCGGUGAUGGGGACUCAUGACGAGCUGCUGCAGGUGUUGAAGGAGAAGAUGAGGCUGGAGGGACAGCUGGAGUCCGUGUCCUCCGAGGCCAGUCAGGCUCUGAAGGAGAAGACAGAGCUGCAGGCGGAGUUGGCGGCGCUGGAUGCCCGUCUGCGCGCUCAGCGUGAGGAGACGCGCGUGAGUUCGGAGCGUCAGGCGUCCCUGGCGUCGGAGGUGUCGUCCCUGCGCUCGGAGAGGGGUGGGCUGGAGCGGGCCGUGGCGGAGCUGCAGGGUCAGCUGGAGGAGAAGAACGCCGGCCUGGAGUCGCUCUCCAAGGACCUGCAGCUGGCUGAGGAGCAGUACCAGAGGCUCAUGGGACGGGUGGAGGACAUGCAGCAGGGCCUGAGCACGCGGGACUCCACGGUGAGCGAGUUGCGUCAGCAGCUGACCGGACUACACGCACAGCUGCAGCAGGUGGAGGUUGAACGCGGGAUGCUGAACUCUCGGCUGCAGACGUCUCAGGCGGAGGUUCAGUCACUGCAGCAGCUGCGCAGUUGGUACCAGCAGCAGUUAGCCAUCGCGCAGGAGGCCCGGGUCCGGCUGCAGAGUCAGAUGGCCAACAUGCAGGCAGGUCACAUGACUCAGAUCGGCGUGCUGGAGAACCUGAAGAUUGAGAACGUCAGUCUCUCUCACCAGCUCACCGAGACCAAACACCGCUCCAUAAAAGAGAAGGAGCGCAUCGCCGUCCAGCUGCAGAGCAUUGAGGCGGACAUGCUGACGCAGGAAGCAGCGAUCCAGCAGAUCCAUGAUGCGAAGUCGAUGGUGGAGAACGACCUGCAGCACAAGCUGGAGGAGUUCGAGGAGGAGCGAGAGCAGCUGCUGAGGGCGGCCAACAAGUCUGCAGCGCUCGAGAGGGAGCUAGAAGAGGUGAGAGUGUCCCUGUCCCAGAAGGACGCUCAGCUCCAGGCGUUCCAGCGCGAGCACGUGGAUCUGAUGAAGAAGCUGACGGAGACUCAGGACGCCCUGCAGAGUAAAGAGCAGGCGCUGCAGCUGAUGGAGGCGCGCUACGAGCAGCUGCAAGCCGAGCUGGACGAGCUCCAGGCCGACGCCUCCGCCCGAGACGAGGAGCUGCAGUUCCUGCGCAACGAAAAGAUCGUCCUGGAGGUGGCGCUGCAGGCGGCGCGCGCAGAGAAGACCCAGCUGGGGGACGGGGCGGAGAGACUCGGACAGGACGUGCUGGACUCGUCCGACGAACUCGUAAAGCUCAGACAGGAAGUGCAAGUCCAGGCCACACAGAUCGAGUCCCUGCAGCAGGAGAACGUUUCGCUGAAGAAACAAGCACAGAAACUGAAGGAGCAGUUCAACCAGCAGAAGGUGAUGGUGGAGGCGUACAGGCGAGACGCCGCCUCUAAGGAGCAGCUGAUAUCGGAGCUGAAGGCCACCAAGAAGCGUCUGCUGUCGGAGGUGAAGGAGCUGAAGGAGGAGGUACAGCGGGCGGAGCAAGGGAAGAGGAGCGCCGAGCUGGAGCAGCAGCGCCUCCUGCAGGAGGUCCAGAGAGUGCAGCAGCAGAUGAGUAGCCUGGAGGAACAUCUACAGGAGGUACAGAGCGAGCGAGACCAGCUCAACACACAGCUGCAGUCUGUGCAGUUUGAUCAGAGUCAGCUCUCUGCGGUGUCGCAGGAGAACGAGGUCCUGAGGAAGAAGGUGGAGGAGAUGCAGAACGACGCCAAAAAGGCGAUUUCCGAGCAGAAGGUAAGGAUGAAGAGGUUGGGGACGGAUUUGACGAGUGCGCAGAAGGAGCUAAAGGUGAAACACAAGGCGUACGAGAACGCCGUGAGCAUCCUGAGCCGCCGCCUGCAGGAGGCGCUGACGGAGAAGGAGACGACGGAGGCGGAGCUAGUGAAGCUCCGAGCGCAGGUGGACGAGGGCGGGAACAACCAGGCGCUGCAGGCGAAGGUGGAGUCGCUGCAGGCGGAGCUGAACGCCGUGCUCCAGAGUAAAGCCCUGCUGGAGAAGGAGCUGCAGGAGGUGAUCAGUCUGACCAGCGGCGAGCUCGAGGAGUACCAGGAGAAGGUGCUGGAGCUGGAGGACGAGCUGCAGGAGGCGCGCGGCUUCAAGAAGAGAAUCCGACGCCUGGAGGACGCUAACAAGAAGCUAGCGCUGGAGCUCGAGCACGAGAAGGGCAAGCUGACCGGACUCGGGCAGUCCCACAAUGCACUGCGGGAGCACGCUAACGUCCUCGAGGCUGCGCUGGCCAAGAGAGAGGCUGACCUGGUCCAACUCAACCUGCAGGUCCAGGCCGUGCUGAAGAGGAAGGAGGAGGAGGACCAGCAGAUGAGGAACCUGGUCCAGACCCUGCAGGCCUCGCUCGAAAAGGAGAAGAUCAAAGUGAAGGAGUUGACCGAGCAGGUGGCCGAGGCCCGUCUGGAGGCGGCCCAUAACCGCAGACAUUAUCGAGCGGCCGUGCUGGAGCUCAGCGAGAUCAGGAAGGAGCUCCAGACCAAAGAGGAGCUGCUGAGGACACUGCAGGAGGAGGCCAGGAGACUCGAAGCUCAGGACGCUCAGCGCUCCCAGGAUGUGUCGCGGUUCGAGGCCGAGCUGGCCACCGCACACACACAGCUGCAGAUCUUACAGAAACAGCUGGACGAUGAACUCAACAAGCAGCCGCUCACUAACCAGGAGGUGGAGGAUCUGAAGUGGGAGGUGGAGCAGAAGCAGCAGGAGCUUGAUGCACAGCGCCACCAGGUGGAACUCUCAGAGAAAUGCAACCAGAAAGAGCUGGACACGGUGCAGGAGACACUGCAGAGGGUGCGUGUGGAGUUGGAGAUGGUGCAGGAGGAGCUGAACGGCAGCAGGAAGGAUAAGUUUGUGCUUCAGGCGAAGGUGGUCGAGCUGAGGAACAGCAUGAAGAGCCUGCUGCAGCAGAACACACAGCUCAAACAGGAGCUCAAACACACACGCACACGCAAGCAGCGGAUGGAGGUGAAGUGUGACUCCGCCCCCCUGACCCCGGUGAAGAUCCCGGACUGCCCGGUUCCCGCCUCGCUAUUGGACGAGCUGCUGAAGCCGGCCGCGUCCGUCAACAAGGAGCCGCUUAACAACCUGCACAACUGCUUACGGCAGCUCAAGGAGGAGAUGGACAGUCUCCAGAAGCAGAUGGAGGAGCACACGGUUACCGUGGCGACCUGGGUCACGGCGGAGGAGGAGCUUCAGAGACUCGGUAUCCACGACAACGGGAGCCCGUCCAGUAAGGAAGAGAAAACGCAGCCGGAAAAGAUGACAUCCUCGUAAACACAUCAGCGAGGGGGACACGUUUUAUCCGAGAGCGCACAUGUUUCGGACACUCUUUCUGUUUUUCCCCGUCCAUAUCGGUUGGACCUGAUGCUUUAUUUGUUUGUCUCUUGUGUUAUGCUUUUAUUUCAUUUUAUUAUUUAUCUGGUGGGACGUCGGAAGAUCUGUUGCUAGAAUUCACCAAAAAUCAUGUGACAAAUUAUAUAUAAAUAUCUAUAAAUAUAAACCGACGCGUUUUACACGUCAGAAUCAGUGUUCCUGUAGUGAGUAGGCUGCCUACGUAGGGCACAGGGAGUCUCGCCGCGUUUAGGAUGGAAGUUCGGCUCGGACAUGAGAGUAAUAAGAUCAUAAACCGCAAUAAGGCGACGGAUCGUCAAACGGUUCUGACCUGAUAGAAAAGAGUUGAUUCAGAAUUAAAGUCAAUUUGACUCUUUUGAAUCAUUUGCUGUGUACUGGAUCGGUUUACAUAGUUAUGUGUUUAAUUUAAGUAAGAACCAAAACGUAAUGUUAGAGGUGUGUGUAGGGCUGAGAACCUCCUCGUAAUAAAUAUCUAAAUGCACCGUUACCUGUUAAGUAUGUGUGGGAAUCAUAAAAGUGACUCAUGAGUCGACUCUACAUUGAUUCACUAAAGUUUACCGAGACCACCAGGUGUAAUCUCGUGCCUCACUCGCUGGACACCGCGCAUUGGCCAGUAAGACAAAGUGCGGAGGGGGACACACUAACCUACAAUUCACACACACACACACACACACACACAUGCGCAGGUGUGAAUAUAUCCAUUGUAUAUACAUGUGUAUAAUACGUACGCACGCGGUUAUUUCGUCAGCUCCGUUCUCUGUGGAUCGCCCUGAUCCUGAACGAGAAGCUGAGCUAGUGGCAAUACUGUAACGUGUGUGUGUGUGUGUGUAUAAAGUGUUUAUCAGAGCCUCGGCAUGUUAAAGGGCUGCAAAUUCCUCAAAGAAGAAAAAAAAAUGCACCUUUUCCACGCAGUGUCUCUGUUUCCAUGACGACAGGAGUUCCCUGUUUGUAAAACGCUAACAGGAUUCACUUUUUCCUCAGACGCCCGUAUUUGGUUGUGUUCCUGUGCGCCGCGUGUACAGUGUAGAUGUGGAUCAGGAAUUAAAGGGCUGUUUAUUCUAGCUGAGAACAGCGCGGAAACGUCCCUCGUGUUUUAAGCCCCGCCCUCAGGCCCCGCCCUCAGGGAACGUCACUCCGGCGAUGCUCUCAUCACAACACUGUGCUGAAGUUACAGGGUCGCACAUCAUCAUAAACACUUGAAGAAACGGCGCGCUCGUGUAGAUGGGUACGAUCCUCUCCUCCUCCUCCUGCUCCUUCCUGUCACAUGAUCAGUUCCGCAGAGUUUUGUGGUAUUCAAGCUACUGUGGAAUCUCUGGUCAGUUUAUUAACAUUAUUGUUAAUAUUAUUUUAAUGUUUGUUUUUAAUCUGUUACUCUCAUAUCUCGAGACGUGAUUGUGAGGUGAGUGACUGACGCCAAACCCGCCUGCUCCGACCCUGCGUAGACGCUUAACCAGGUCUCCCCGCUGUGGAGUGUGAUGUAAUUUAUAUAAAAUGUGUGUGUAUAUAUAAUAAGAGACGUCUGGACAGACACUGAUAUUGCACAACUGACGCUUGGGGAGGGAGGGAGGGGGGGGGACAGAAAAAGAUGUAAAAUAUUAUAGUUGGUGUUUUUCUUUCUGUGCGAACUUGACGAGUGUGUGUGUGUGUGUGUGAGACGAGACGAGACCCAGGUGCUUUAGGCAUUUAAAGUAGGCUGACUGGGACGCAGAACCGAAUCACAAUAAAAAGAGAUAUAUCGUGGUGUUUGUGUGUGUGUGUGGGAGGAAAAUCACUGAUAUGUUAAUGUUUUCUGUAACAAUUGAGAAAGGAGUCUCCAGUGUCAGACUCUUCAUAUACACACACACACACGCAGGGUGUUCUAUUGUUUUCACCGAGCAGGAUCUCAGCACAUGUCUAGUUUAAAGCUUGAAUUCUACAGAGUGUAAAUUAUUAUUAAUUAAUAAUAUUAAGCUUUUAAAAAAAACCACCUUCUGGUCUUCUUAAUUCUGCACGUUUUAACUGGUCUUUUGUCAUUGUUUAGUUUUAAUACACCUCCUCAGGAGGGUUACAGCAGGAGUCAUCAGAGACGUUACAGAGUGCACGUCACACCCCGGGCGCUGAGGAACGUGACGACUUCACUCUUCUGUCUCGUUUUGCAAAGAAAAAGAAAAGCAAGUCCUGUUUGAAGGAACCAAUUAUUUUCUGUUUAAUCCGUACUGUUACUGUUUAUAUGAACCUGACUAUACUGUGUAAAUGUGUGUAAAUGAUGACGUGUGUGGGGGGCGUAUUGCAUUGCACCUUUUUCUUUUCGUUGAAUUUUUUUUAAUCAUACUGUCAUGGCUGAGAUGAAAUCCUGGAGUGAAUACAGCUGAGAAAAACAAAUGCA